This is a messenger RNA of Odobenus rosmarus divergens (Pacific walrus), 1275 nucleotides long. It is a transcript of the gene TNFSF10, whose product is annotated as tumor necrosis factor (ligand) superfamily, member 10. Lineage: Eukaryota; Metazoa; Chordata; Mammalia; Carnivora; Odobenidae. The transcript has 5 exons. Gene Ontology annotation, cellular component: membrane. The record is from RefSeq and is a predicted model, not a curated record. Gene Ontology annotation, molecular function: tumor necrosis factor receptor binding; CD40 receptor binding. Gene Ontology annotation, biological process: immune response. The coding region runs from base 54 to 914 and encodes 286 amino acids.
CCUGCUGCCUGGCUGCCUUUGCAGCACUGAGACUUGGACAGGACCGCGGCGAGAUGCAGGCCCCGGGGGGCCCCAGUCCCGGGCAGACGUGCGUGUUGAUCCUGAUCUUCACAGUGCUCCUGCAGUCCCUCUGCGUGGCCGUAACUUACAUGUACUUCACCAGGGAGCUGAAGCAGAUGCAGGACAAGUACUCCCAAAGUGGCAUCGCUUGUUUCUUAAAGGAAGAUGAUAUCCCUUGGGACCCUGAUGAUGAGGAGAGUAUGAACAACCCUUGCUGGCAAGUGAAGUGGCAACUCCGUCAGGUUGUUAGAAAGAUGAUUUUGAAAACCUAUGAGGAAACCAUUCCUACAGUUCCAGAAAAGCAGCUAAAUAUUCCUUACGUAGUAAGUGAAAGAGGUCUUCAAAGAGUAGCAGCUCACAUAACUGGAAGCAGUCGGAGAAGAAGCAUGUCUCCAGUUCCAAGCUCCAAGAAUGAAAAAGCUUUGGGCCAGAAAAUAAACUCCUGGGAGUCAUCAAGAAAAGGACAUUCAUUCUUGAAUAAUUUGCACUUGAGGAAUGGAGAGCUUAUUAUCCAUCAAAAGGGGUUUUAUUACAUCUAUUCCCAAACAUACUUUCGAUUUCAGGAACUUGAGGAAACUUCGGGAACAAUUUCAACAGAACAGAACAGAAAGAGAAACAAACAAAUGGUACAAUAUAUUUACAAAUACACAAGUUAUCCUGACCCUAUACUACUGAUGAAAAGUGCUAGAAAUAGUUGUUGGUCUAAAGAUUCUGAAUAUGGACUCUAUUCCAUCUAUCAAGGUGGGAUAUUUGAACUUAAGGAAAAUGAUAGAAUUUUUGUCUCUGUAAAUAAUGAGCAAUUGAUUGACAUGGACCAAGAAGCCAGUUUUUUUGGAGCCUUUUUAAUUGGCUAAAUAAUCUGCAAAGAAAAACAUUAUUCUCAAAGUGACCAUUCACAGCAAAGCAAGGAAGUCUGAGCAAAGCCACUUCAACCGAAAGACCAAAAAGGCAACAUACGCUCCUCUAAUAUCUCUGAAUAUGACCAAGUCAUUCUAAGAAAGUGAAAUUGCCGAAAGAACUUUCAGGGCUCUAGCAGGUAUCAGUUUGCUAGCAGAAAUCUAGAGGAUUCUGUUUCCAAACACUUGUGUAGCAAUAAACAGCUGUCUUUAUUAUCUACUCUUGUGAAGAUUCCAGAAGAAAGAUUAAUGAUCCAUCUAUUUUUUAUGUAGGCUCCACAUGGAACCCAACACCGGGCUUGAACUCACAACCCUGAGA